UUUUCUCAUAACUCAUUUAGGUUUCAUUUCACUUUCCUCAUUUAACUUUCCCGAGAAAAUCCCAAUUCACUGAGAAAAAAAAACCAGAUUUGAUGGCGAGAAAAUCCUCAUCGGCGAAUGAAGAGAUUCUACCGGACGAAUUGCGGUGCGGACGAACUGACGGGAAACAAUGGCGGUGCAAGAGGAGAGUGAUGGAUAGUCUCAAACUCUGCGAGAUUCACUAUCUUCAAGGUAAGCAUCGUCAAUAUCGAGAGAAAGUUCCUGAAUCUCUGAAGCUUCAGAGAAAGCGUAAGAACAACGAUGAAGCUACAGAAACUGUUGUAGUCGAUAAUGCGGAAGCUACAGCACCGAGGGAGCUGAAUAUGGAGCUGAGGAAGAACAAGAAGAAGAAGGUGAAGCUCGCAGAGAGUUCGGAAUCGGUUACGGUAACCGAUUCAGCUUCGGGUUCUGGUUCUGUUCCGGUUAGGAAGAAGACAAUUAAGCAAUGUGAUUCGCAAUUGGAUCUUAUAAGAAUGGUUUUGGAAAGAGAAGUUGAGAAGAGAAAAAAGAACAAUAAUGAGAAUAAGAAGAAUAAGAAAAAGAAGAAGAAGAAAAAAGAGAUGAAAGUAGAAGAAGUUGAAUUCAAUGAAGGAGAAUUAAGGAGAGAGUUACCAAAUGGUGUUAUGGAAAUAUCACCAGCUUCAACACCUCAUGAUUAUAACAAUGUGAGUUCUCAUUGUGAUGUGAAAGUUGGUGUUGAUCAUAAUAGGGUUGUAGCUGUAACACCGCGAAACUUCAGGUCCAAGAAUGUUGAUAGGGUUGCUCUUGGAAAGUUGCAAGUUGUGCCUUAUGGACCAAGCUUGAAGAAGGUGAAUACUAAGAGGAAGUGUCACUUGUGCCAGAGAAGUGAAUCGGUCAAUCUCGUCCAGUGUUCUAGCUGUAACAAGGAGUUUUUCUGCUAUGAUUGCAUUAGAGAGCGGUAUCUUGACACUAGAAAAGAAGUUAAGAAGGCGUGCCCAGUUUGUCAAGGAACUUGCACUUGUAAGGUCUGCUUGGCAGACCAAUGUAACGACAGUGAAAGUAAGGUCUGGCAUCAAACAUUUGUGCUUUUCUACUUGACCAAUGUUUUGUUAAUAGCAUAUUCUGACACCUCCGUUUUUGCCCUGUUGUUUCAGUCCUAUUUAUCUGGUAAAAGUAGAGUUGAUAGAAUACUCCAUUUUCAUUAUUUGAUCUGCAUGCUCCUUCCAGUACUAAAGCGAAUAAGUGAAAACCUAGAAACUGAGCUAGAAACAGAAGCAAAAAUCAAAGGGAAAAAUAUUUCUGAUAUUCAAAUCAAUCAGGUUGAAUUUGGUUACAAUGAAAUUAUUUAUUGCAAUCACUGCAAUACACCCAUCCUGGAUCUCCAUAGACGUUGUUCUAAUUGUUCGUAUAGCCUAUGCUUAAGUUGUUGUGAGAAAUCAUCUCAAGGAAGAACUUCCGGAGAAAUUAACUCAUCAAUGUUGAAGCUACCUGAUCAAAGGAAAGCUUGUGUUGACAGCGAGGGCCAUAUUUUGGAUCAGAAGGACAUUUCUUGUGGCAAUUUAACUCCUACUUUAACAUUGCCUGAGGAGACAAAUUGUAAUGAUAUUGAAAAAGUGUCAUGCCCUCCUACGUUAACAUUGCCUGAGGAGACAAGUUGUAAUGAUAUUGAAAAAGUGUCAUGCCCUCCUACGUUAACAUUGCCUGAGGAGACAAGUUGUAAUGAUAUUGAAAAAGUGUCAUGCCCUCCUACGCUAACAUUGCCUGAGGAGACAAGUUGUAAUGAUAUUGAAAAAGUGUCAUGCCCUCCUACGUUAACAUUGCCUGAGGAGACAAGUUGUAAUGAUAUUGAAAAAGUGUCAUGCCCUCCUACGUUAACAUUGCCCGAGGAGACAAGUUGUAAUGAUAUUGAAAAAGUGGCAUGCCCUCCUAAGUUAACAUUGCCUGAGGAGACAAGUUGUAAUGAUAUUGAAAAAGUGUCAUGCCCUCCUACGGAACUUGGUGGUUGUGGUACAGGCCUGCUAGAUUUAAGAUGCAUUUCUCCCAUGACUUUGCUCAAAGAGAUGGAAGUAAAGGCAGAAGAAAUUGUUUGCAGCUAUGACAUUCCUGACACUUCGGAUAAAAGUUCAAGCUGCUCGCUGUGUUUUGACACCGACCUUAAUAGUAACCGAUAUAACCAGUUGCAGAAAGCAGCUGAGAGAGAAGAUCCAUCAGAUAAUUGCUUGUUCUGUCCCACAGUUUUGGACAUCAAUGGUAGUAACUUUGAGCACUUUCAGAAACACUGGGGAAAGGGCCAUCCUAUAGUGGUUCAAGAUGUGCUCCAGAGUACAUCAAACCUCAGUUGGAAUCCACUGUUCAUGUUCUGUACUUAUCUCGAGCAGAGCAUUACAAAGUACGAGAAUAAUAAAGAGUUACUUGAAUCCUGUUUGGAUUGGUGUGAGGUGGAAAUAAACAUUAGGCAGUAUUUUACUGGAUCUCUCAAAUGUCGUCCUCAGAGAAACACUUGGCAUGAGAUGCUGAAACUGAAGGGAUGGCUGUCUUCCCAAGUAUUCAAAGAGGAGUUUCCAGCCCAUUUUUCUGAAGUAAUUGAUGCUCUACCAGUUCAAGAAUACAUGAAUCCCACGUCUGGUCCUCUGAAUUUAGCUGCAAAGUUGCAACACGGGAGUGUGAAACAUGACAUUGGGCCAUAUGUCUAUAUUUCGUAUGGUUGUGCUGACAUAGAAGCUGAUUCUGUGACAAAACUCUGCUGCGACUCAUAUGAUGUGGUUAAUAUUAUGACACAUUCUGCGGAUGUCCCUCUCUCUACAGAACAGCUUACAAAAAUAAGAAAAUUGCUGAAAAAGCACAAAGCUCUGUGUCAAGUGGAGUCUGUUGAUACUGAGCAGUUACCUGAACAGGAAGUGAAAGGAAUGACAUUAUCACAUGCCGAAGAAAUGGAACAAAAAGGUUUGCCGAGUAUGGGGAAAGAAGGAAUGGAGUUUUUUAGGAGAGUCGAUAGAACGUCUUGCAUCUCCUCAACUGGAGCCAAAAAAGCUUCUACCCAGAGUAUAGACAACAAUAUUUCCCAGGAUGGAGAGCGCGGCAUCUUUUCUGAUUCUGAACCCUCUCUUGAUGGAACUGUUCAUACCACCAAUUUGUCAGAACACAAUAAUCCUAGAAGUCCCUCUGAAAGCUCCAACAGUUAUAAGAAAAAGUUUCCUGAGCAUUCAGGCGCUCAGUGGGAUGUCUUUCGUAGACAAGAUGUACCAAAACUCAUAGAAUAUAUUAAACGACACUGUGAUGAACUUACUUAUACCCAUGACUCUCACAAGAUGGUUCAUCCGAUUCUAGAUCAGAGCAUUUUUCUUGACAAUACUCACAAAAAGAGACUGAAGGAGGAGUUUAAGAUUGAACCAUGGACUUUCCAGCAACAUGUUGGAGAAGCUGUUAUCAUUCCUGCUGGAUGUCCAUACCAGAUAAGGAAUUCUAAGUGUGGUGUCCAUGCGGUAUUGGAAUUUGUGUCCCCUGAAAAUGUUACUGAGUGUAUCCAGUUGAUCGAUGAGCUCAGACAGUUACCUGAAGACCAUAAAGCAAAAGUAGACAAGCUGGAGGUGAAGAAAAUGGCGCUACACAGUAUGAGUACAGCAAUUAAAGAAAUACGCCAGCUUACAUGCCAAACAUAAUUGUACCAGCUAAAAUAGACUGAAGUUUGCAUGCCUCGACCUCCUUACCGUAUCUUUGAUUUUGUAUAAAGUAAUAAUGCUCAAACUCAUUAAGAUCUGGAACGGUCCUUGUUAAAUUGAUGAAUUUCGGUUUCUAUCAUUAUUUGUCCUCUACGACGUUUAUGCCUUCCCUGAAUAUGAAAUACAUUUAUUUGGUCUGUAUAUAUCUUUCUUCAGUUGUUUACUUGAAGAAAUGUUUGAUAA
This is a messenger RNA of Trifolium pratense (red clover), 3902 nucleotides long. Its product is annotated as lysine-specific demethylase JMJ25-like. Lineage: Eukaryota; Viridiplantae; Streptophyta; Magnoliopsida; Fabales; Fabaceae. The record is from RefSeq and is a predicted model, not a curated record. Gene Ontology annotation, biological process: regulation of transcription by RNA polymerase II. The transcript is spliced from 11 exons. Gene Ontology annotation, molecular function: transcription coregulator activity; histone H3K9 demethylase activity; chromatin DNA binding. Bases 93 to 3659 code for a protein of 1188 amino acids. Gene Ontology annotation, cellular component: histone deacetylase complex; chromatin.